Dothidotthia symphoricarpi CBS 119687 is the source of this 1315-nucleotide messenger RNA. Its product is annotated as C4-dicarboxylate transporter/malic acid transport protein-like protein. Gene Ontology annotation, biological process: malate transmembrane transport. Gene Ontology annotation, cellular component: membrane. The transcript has a single exon. The coding region runs from base 59 to 1270 and encodes 403 amino acids. Gene Ontology annotation, molecular function: malate transmembrane transporter activity. NCBI's taxonomy places the organism in Eukaryota, Fungi, Ascomycota, Dothideomycetes, Pleosporales, Dothidotthiaceae. The record is from RefSeq and is a predicted model, not a curated record.
UGCUCUCCAUGACCUUCCUUGCAAUCCCACCUCCAUUAUCGCUCAAUAAUCAUACAUCAUGUUCACCACAAAUGAAAGAACUGCGCUUUUGGCUAGACCACUCAAAGAUACCGCUGUACGAACACGAUGGCAGGAGCGACUCCAGCAUUUUACAUGGGCAUGGUUCGAAGUUACAAUGUCGACGGGCGGAUUGGCGACACUUCUGGGCCAGCAGCCCUACACCUUCACUGGUCUGCAAACUAUUGGGAAGACGUUUUUCAUUCUCAAUAUAGUGCUCUUUGUUGUAUCUAGUGGAUGCAUCACCUAUCGUUUCUGCAACAACAAAGGGUCACUAAUGCGUAGUUUACACCACCCUCACGAGAGCUUCUACUUUGGUGCCUUCUUUGUGAGCGUUGCUAUUAUCUUCUAUGGUGUACAGCAAUUCGGCGUUCCCUCCUGCGGCCCAUGGCUCGUCAAAGCGCUGGAGGUAUCGUUCUGGACUCAAGCAGGCAUCGUUAUGCUUGUCGCCGUGUUCCAGUACCAUGUCAUCUUCGACGAGGAGCAGCUUCCCGUCUCCGACGCAAUGCCUCAUUGGAUCCUGCCAGUUUAUCCGUUCUUGAUACUCGGUGUUUUAGGAAGCUCUCUGUUGAAGGACGUGUCGGCAGGAGCUGGUUUGCCCAUUUUCAUCGGUAGCCUCGCCUUUCAGGGUCUGGGUUGGACGGUCGCGUUUUUCAUGUUGACCAUCUAUGUUACCCGACUGGUCAACAGCGAGCUACCAGAAGCUCCAAAGAGGCCGGGAAUGUAUGUCGCGGUGGGACCCGCAUCAUAUACCGCGAAUACGCUCGUCACACUGGGGAUGCAAGCUCCAAAACACAUACCCAUAAAUUUUCUUGGCAUCACUUCUUUCUUGGUUGGGGAUGCAUUCAAAGCUAUCGGUGUUGUCACGGGUAUAUUCCUGUGGCUUGUAGCAUUUUGGUUUAGCGCGUUGGCCACCGUCAGCGUUAUCUUCACUGCCAAGGACUCACACUUCACGCUGAAUUACUGGGCAUUCAUCUUCCCAAAUGUCGGACUAGUGAUCGCACUCAUCCACAUCGCGAACGCACUUGAAAGUGAUGGUCUAAGGUGGAUAGGCAGCGGAGCGACUGUCAUACUUUCAAUGCUAUGGUUUUGGAUCGCUUUCUUGAAUGUCAAGGCCAUACUCGAGAAAAAGGUCCUUUACCCAGGAACGGAUGAAGAUAUGGAGGACAUUGAAGGACAUGCAGAUGCCAGUGAUGGCGAGGAGGAAGUAUGAGACAGUAGAUCUAGCAGCCACGUGGGAAUAUAAACACAUGCCAUC